UCACUGCCAGAUUUGGGCAAUAUAUCCCUCCCUGCCGCCCCACCCACCCUUUUCCCAUAGACUGGAGGGUGCCAGGAGCUAUAAAUAGAGUGUCAGUUCUAGUGGCAGUGUAUAACUCCCGUAGACGACCAUCAGUGCCAGGCCCUCAUACCCACUGAGUGAAGAUGGCAUUGUUUUCCCUCCCAGUCAUAGGGCUGGUGAUAUUGAUCGGUCUUUCCAUCAAGAUCUUCAAAUCGUUUGCAGCCAAAACUUCAGGACCUAAUCCAUUUAAGAAAAACUCUUGCACGGAAGUUAAAGCCAAAAUCACAGAUCAAAAACAACGAGAUGCUGUCCUGAAACAGGGUUUCAACAAGGAGAAAGUUCCUCAGGACUUGGAUGCCAUUGUUGUAGGAAGUGGGAUUGGAGGAUUGUCUGUAGCUGCUAUUUUGGCAAAGGCAGGCAAGAAAGUCUUGGUGCUGGAGCAGCAUGACCAGGCUGGCGGCUGCUGUCACACAUUUAUAGACAAAGGAUAUGAGUUUGAUGUCGGCAUUCAUUACAUUGGUGAGAUGAACUAUGAGUCAAUAAGUAAGACUUACCUUAACCAGAUCACAAAUGGUCAACUAGAAUGGGCACCAAUGCGUGAUGACUUUGAUGAAGUGGUGUUUGCUGAAAAAGGUCAGGAGCCACGCAGGUAUCCAGUGUUCUCUGGAGAAGACAGAUGGAAGGAGUCUCUCAAGAAAAGGUUCCCAGCAGAAGCAGAAAAUAUUGAGAGAUUCUUCAAGCUAAUAAAAGAGGUUUACCCAGGCAGUUCAAAAGCAUUGUUAGUGAAAUUUAUCCCACUGUGGGCUGUGCGGCUGUUGAAAGCUACAGGGCUUAUUAAAUAUUUUACCAAUUUCUUCGAGUGGAAUGCCAAGUCAUGCAAGGAAGUUGUCUGGGGGCUGACAAAGAACCAGGAGUUGCGUGAUAUCUUCUGCUAUUCUUUCUAUGACUUUGGUACACCGCCUAGUCAAGCAGGUUUCCCAAUGCAGACAUUACUGCACGGCCAUUUUUCACAGGGGAGUUCAUAUCCAGUUGGAGGAGCAUCAGAAAUUGCCUUCCAUAUUAUUCCAGUGAUUGAAGAUGCUGGUGGUAAGGUUUUCGUUCGUGCUGAGGUAACCCAGAUCAUUCUUGAUGGUGAGGGUAAAGCAUGUGGAGUUCAAGUUAAGAAAGGAAAAGAACUACAGGAAGUUUCAGCUCCUCUUGUCAUAUCUGAUGCAGGUGUGUACAACUCCUUUCAACGACUUCUCCCACCGGAUGUGGCCUCGUCAUCGUACCUCUGGCCUCUAGUACAGGAAGGAAAACAUGGUCCUGGGUCCUUGUCUGUAUUUGUGGGUCUCAACUGUGAUUCAGAGGAGCUUGACAUUGUCCAACGGAAGAAUAUCUGGGCAUAUACUGGAAAUAACAUUGAUAAGUUGUAUGUCAAUUAUAUGAAUCUAAGCCGAGAAGAAGCUCUAGAUGCCGAUCUUCCUAUUGUGUUCAUCUCCUUUCCCUCUACAAAAGAUCCUGAAUGGAAGAAAAAAUAUCCUGGCAAGACAACAAUGGCUUUGGUGUCACUGAUGCCAUAUCAUUGGCUGGAAGAAUGGAAAAAUGAGCGUGUUAUGAAGCGUGGCGAUGAAUACGAAUCUCUCAAAAAUACAUUCGGUCACAAGGCUGUUGAACAAGCUUGCCAGUUAUUUCCAUCAAUUCGGGAACACAUUGAUUAUGUAAACAUUGGAACCCCACUCUCCAAUUCUCACUAUCUUGGUGCACCACAAGGCGAAAUUUAUGGACUGGACCACACCAGGGAAAGGUUUUCCAUCUGGAAUUAUGCAAUACUCAGACCACAAACUGAUAUUCCAGGAUUUUACCUGACUGGACAGGAUAUCUGUUCUUGUGGGUUUGCAGGAGCUUUGUGGGGAGGUCUUUUGUGUGCUUCAUCCAUCUUACACCGCAAUGUUCAGAAUGAUCUAGAGUCCCUCCACCAGACUCUACAUGAUGAGGUCAAAGCUGAAGCUAAAGCUAAAUAAAUUUGUCACAGUAUAACAAAGGGAGAUUUUAUCAUUGUUGAAUUUAUACUAAAGUGGUUUAUUGGAAUUAUGGACUUAUCAAAACAAGCUGUUUGUUAUUGAUGUCAGCAACCAGUAGCUAUCAAAUUCCUUGUAUCAAAAUACUUUGACUACCAUCGAGAGUAACCUGACAAUAAUAAAAGUUACUUGUUAAUUGCAAAUUUGCACCUGUCUUCACUUUUACCUUUACCACAUCUAAAACAUCUCUAUGAUCGUUUUUGAUAAGUGCAUGGUAGGGAGAAGAUAUUUAUAAUCUUGUAAUAUUUAUUAUAUCUGCAUAUGACGCAAUGUUUUGGUAUUCCCUCCAUUACUCUUUGUGAGCAGAUGUAGAAUUACUCCUUAUUCCACAUCUUAACUUUAAUUAAAAAUGUUUAAAAUGUGAUAAAAUUGUUUACCAUGUCAGUGCUUGCAAAUAAGAAACUUAGGUUAGCAUGCAGAUAUCAUGAAGAAGCUUAAAUAGUCAUCAGCUGUUAAUCAACUGCUAUGCUGGAUAUAUUCCGUUAUGCCAUUACGUUAGUUUUACUCAUUGGUACUGCCUGAGAUUCACACACCACUGUGUCCAUAAUUUAUGUAAACCACAGUAAUAAAUAAUUAGGAAAAUUUAUUAAAUAUUUUUUGUUUUCAACGUACCAGCCGUAUCCCACUGAGAUGGGGUGGCCCAAAAGGAAAAACGAAAGUUUCUCCUUUUAAAUUUAGUAAUAUAUACAGGAGAAGGGGUUACUAACCCCUUGCUCCCGGCAUUUUAGUCACCUCUUACGACACAAAUAGCUUAUGGAGGAAGAAUUCUGUUCCACUUCCCCAUGGAGAUUAAAUAUAUAGGAAUAUUUUACUAAACCGAAAUUAUUCAAUGGUAUACCUUAUUGGUGAGUGGUGCUAUGUAUAGUAUUAGGAAAAUACUAUUGAAUUCAUAUAACUGCAGUAAUAAAAAAAAAUAAUUGCUAAUAAUUUUUAGGUAGUUGUGGUAAUUUUUCAGGCAACUAAUCUCUUAAUCAAAUUAUAGACAAAAUGCAUUUCACUUUAAUUUACAGCUUGAGAAAAUACAGUGGCAGUAUAUCAAUGCAAUAUUGAUAUAGAUGCAAGGCAGAUGGAGUAUACUUUAAAAUUGUACAUUUGGUAGGUAAUGAAGUCUGCAAGUUACUAUUUCUUCAUGUGGUGAGAUUUGUCUGAGUGAUAAAUAUCAAAGGUGCUAAUGAAACUUCUUUAUAUCAGUAGAAUGUUAUAAGUUUGUAGAUCAUAAAGUUGUAUGACCCUUUUGGGUUUAGUGCUUAAGUUGAUUAGGUGUCCCAUGGUUCAGUUGGUAGUGCACUUGCCUCACACUGAGUGUCCGUGGUUCAGUCCCCGGCAUGGCUGGAAACAUUUGACGUGUUUCCUUACACCUGCUUUCCCUGUUCACUUAGCAGUAAGUAGGUACCUGGGUGUUAGUCUACUGUCAUGGGUCACAUCCUGGGGAAUAAGAUUAAAAAGGACCUUAAUUAAAAUAAGAGUUCCCAAUGACACACUGAUGUCAUUGAGUUAUCCUGGGCAGCAAACCCUCCAAGUUACAAAUCUGGCCAAAUCUUAUCUUAUAUUUUUAUUGAAGACCAUGAAGAUGGACUUCAUUACAAUUGAAUAUAGAGUCAAGGAAGUGUAUUAAAGGUAUUAUUCACCAAUUGUGUCUGGAAAAUCUCUAUUGUUAUCCCAUUUUAUUUUUACAAACCUUGUUCUGCACAUUCUUUCCUGAAGAGCAAGAACAUGCCUGGAUUAUAUACGCAUUUUUUCCUUUGUUACUUUUAAGAUAUAACAAAUAUUAUUAUAGAUAAAUAUAUUGGGAUUCACUAUAAGACUUGUUUCAUGGCAAAAGGUGCUAUGGUUAUGAAAAUAGUGAAUUUAAGAAACUGUCAUUUUCCAAAACUUCUGCUCAGAUUAGAAUACAUAGGGUUCAGGAUUGUAUGAUUAACAUAUUUAAGUAAUAAAUUAGCAAAAUCUAUAGAUAA
Cherax quadricarinatus is the source of this 4036-nucleotide messenger RNA. The record is from RefSeq and is a predicted model, not a curated record. NCBI's taxonomy places the organism in Eukaryota, Metazoa, Arthropoda, Malacostraca, Decapoda, Parastacidae.